This is a messenger RNA of Grosmannia clavigera kw1407, 3651 nucleotides long. RefSeq names its product ubiquitin-protein ligase. The coding region runs from base 1 to 3651 and encodes 1216 amino acids. The transcript is spliced from 3 exons. The record is from RefSeq and is a predicted model, not a curated record. NCBI's taxonomy places the organism in Eukaryota, Fungi, Ascomycota, Sordariomycetes, Ophiostomatales, Ophiostomataceae. Gene Ontology annotation, biological process: protein polyubiquitination. Gene Ontology annotation, molecular function: ubiquitin protein ligase activity.
AUGGCUUGGCCACCAGUCGGGCCGCUGGGCCAGACAUCCUCUCCUGCAGACGGCAGAACAACUUCGCACCACCACCGUACUCCUAGCACAGCAGCACACGCGUCUCGACGCAGAGCCCACCCCGAUCCUCUACCCACGAACCUAAACCCUACAGUCUCUAAUAGCCUAGAUCCCGUCAGCCUCGGAUCCCUAGAUAUUGCCCAGCUCCAGGUCGAAUCGAGCUCCGAUUCCGACGCUCAGCACUCCCGCCAUCCCUCCAAGCCGAGCCACGGACGCUCCAUGAGCAAUCCGUUCCCGUCCUUGUUCUCGACCAAGAAAAAAAAAAAGGCCAGAGACCAGUCUCCCUCUGGCUUUAGCGACUCGGAGUCCAGCGAUGAAGCCGGCCCGAUGCACAAGUCACGGGGCAGCAAGCAAGCCCCGCUGCACUCGCUGGCAGCUGCUGGUCCAGGCCGUGGAAACAGCUUCACAACCGGGCCCUGCAUAACCUGCGGGUCUCUCAUGCGGUGGGCCCAGGGUGUCGAAGCCUUCAGGUGCAGCAUCUGCCUGACUGUCAACGACCUUGUGCCUGGUGGGAGGGUGCCGGCUACUGGCUCCGGAAAGCACACUCGAGCCUCACAGGCUAGAGAUGAUGGUGCUCCGAUUUCGGUCGAACGGACUAGGGCCUUGGCUCAGCAGUGCAUUCGGUCCUAUCUCACUGCCGUCCUGUCAAACGUCCAUGCCGGCCACGAUGUUCCGCCAAGACAGAUGCACCCGACGCCCUCCUCUGCUUCCUCCCCUUUGAAGGCAAACCAACGGCCGGACAUCUCCUCCACCGGACCUACAGUUGCUGCCGGUACAGACAGAGCCGAGUCAGGCAGGCCUCUAUUUCCUCCCUCUGACUCCGGAGCCCGGACUGCGAAUAGCCCAACUCGCCGAGCUCUUCCUAGCAACCGGCCCCCACGAAAUUCUAAAACCACCCAAAAGCUUCUCCCUACGCCUCCCGGCCCUGUGUUAGGAGAACGGCCUUCUCGUUUGCCGAGUGUCCACUCCUUCCCCCAGACGCUUCCACAAGGUGUCGAUAAGACCCGGGAAGAAACAGAAGCGAAGCGAAUAUUUAAGCAGUUGGAAGACGACAUUAUCACGCAUUUCUUAUCCAUCAACUGUCUGGACAGCUCGUUUGUGCCCAGUCAGCCCGUUGUCAACCAAGGACACCGUCGUGAGGUCUCUGAGGCGAGCCACCACACCUCCUAUGCCCACGAGGACCUCUCCGUGUCUGUAGGAGAAUCGGGCCUUCCCGAACUGGACCACAAGCUUCUUCUUCUUGGGGACGUUGCUGAAAAUGGUUCUUGGUGGACGGGGCACCAAAUUCCUAGGAGGCCAACACACCCCGAUCAUCGCCGCCAGAGGAGCGAGAGUGGAGUUGUGAGCAGCUCCAGCUGUGCAACCAGGCCCAUACGAAUCGACUGGCCUGCUGUGGAUGAGUGGUUCAAUACGGUUGUCAACGUUGGGGCAACAUGGACCGAAGUGUACAACCACCUUGUUGAGUCUAAUACUUGCGUGUCACAACCAAAGAUAUUACUUGAGCAGAUCGAGGCCGAAAUUCUAAAGGGGCAGAACCACGUACAGCGGGUGCUACUGAAGGCUAUAGAAACUGUGCUCAAACGGCCGGGACGUCGCAUAGGCGAGUCGGGCGACUUCCGAUUCCUGAUUAUGGCACUGGCAAACCCGCUCUUACACGCCUCGUGCCGACCAUUCGCCGGGGUCUUCCAGCGUACUGCACAUACCCAGCAGUCACGGCACCAACAAAAGCACGAAGCAAGUCGCGGGAAUGGACCGGCAUCUGGACAACACUCAGUCAUUAUCAAGCGCAUCUUGGGACUGAUCUCGAACGCAUCCGAUGAGCGGCAGCGCCAUGUGACUUCUUGCUUUUCCCACUUCUCAGUGGCCCGCUUCAUGCAGAUGAAAGAUCUAGUGGGCGGUUUCUUGGCGUACCGCUUGGUGCGCCACAACGAAAAGAAGGAGGAGUCCAAGGACGAAUUUGCAGAGGAGCUGGUGCCCAGAGUGUCAGAAGGGGCAUCGGCUGCGUCGCUGCAGGCAGCACUCAGCCAGACAUCGGGGCCGGCUAAGAAACCGAAGACCAAGGCCGAGAAAAAGCUGUCCCAUGGCGACGAUUGGCAGAUCAAGGCCGCCGUUCGCGUUCUGGGCCUUCUGUUCAAUGCGAACAGCGCAGCCUAUGCGCAUCGACACGCGUCGGACGGUCUGCUCGAUGACAAAGAAAAACCAGGGAUGGGCCCACGCGCGAACCUGAACGGCCAGCUUUUGCCGACGUCUGACUUCUACAUGACCCUGCUGGACAACUGCGAUCUGGUAGCGGAUUUCGAGUCUUGGGAGCUCAAGACGCCAAAGUUUACGUUUUGCCGCUAUCCUUUCUUGCUGAGCAUCUGGGCCAAGAUCCAGAUUCUCGAACACGAAGCACAUCGCCAGAUGAGGACCAAGGCGCGAGAUGCCUUCUUUGACAGCAUCAUGACACACCGAGACUUUGACCAGCAUUUUAGCUUAAGAGUCAGGAGGGACUGUCUCGUCGACGACAGCCUCACGGCCGUGAGCGAAGCAGUUGGCAGUGGCGGCGAGGACCUCAAAAAAGGGCUGCGUAUUGUCUUUAGAGGAGAAGAGGGCAUUGAUGCCGGCGGGCUUCGCAAAGAAUGGUUCCUCUUGCUCGUACGGGAAGUUUUCAAUCCAGACCACGGCAUGUUUUCGUACAAUGACGAUUCCCGGUACUGCUAUUUCAACCCCAACUCAUUCGAGACAUCGGACCAGUUUUUCUUGGUUGGGGUCGUUCUGGGCUUGGCGAUCUACAACUCGACUAUCCUGGACAUUGCCUUGCCACCAUUUGCAUUCCGCAAGCUUCUGCUUGCCGGACCAGAGGCGCCUGCGGGAAUGAUAACCGGGAUGACCCGACCGCCUAUCUCUUACACGCUGGCAGAUCUUGCAGAGUACCGACCAGGGCUCGCCAAGGGUCUUCAGCAGCUUCUCGACUACGAGGGUGAUGUCGAGUCGGCCUUUUCACUCGACUUUACCAUACCCGCCGAGAAGUACGGAGUGAUGGAGCAGGUGCCCCUGUGUGUCGAUGGUGAAAAGCGCCCAGUUACAGGGUCCAAUCGGCGGGAGUAUGUCCACUUGUAUGUCCGGUACCUGCUCGAUACCGGCGUGUCUCAACAGUUUGAACCGUUCAAGCGGGGAUUCUUUACGGUCUGUGAUUCCAACGCGCUGCUUCUCUUCCGCCCGGAAGAGAUCGAGCUUCUGGUACGAGGGUCUGACGAGCGGCUGGAUAUUACUUCUUUGCGCAUGGCUGCGAGUUACGACAACUGGGGCGCGCAUAGCUCGCCGGAGAGUGAGCCGACCAUUCGGUGGUUCUGGCAGGCUUUUGAGGAAGCAUCACCGCAAGACCAGCGGAAGCUACUGACAUUCAUCACGGGGAGUGACCGUAUACCUGCGACAGGACCGGCGUCUUUGUCGAUCCGCAUCCUCUGCCUUGGCAACGACACUGGACGAUACCCAACGGCAAGAACGUGUUUUAACACACUGACUCUGUAUCGCUACCGAUCCAAAGAGGCGCUGCAAAAGAGGCUGUGGGAAGCCGUAAACGAGAGUGAAGGGUUUGGCCUAAAGUGA